AUGAGCUCAGGCGACAAUGCAAACGGUUGGUCAACCGUCCCACUAAUCAUCAAUGGGAAAGAUGUCAUCUCAGAAACAUCGUUUCCUGUAAAUAGCCCUUCCAACUCUGAAAAGCUCUGGAGUGGUUCAUCUGCUUCAAUCAAUGAUGCAACCGGGGCUGUCGAGGCCGCCCAAGCGGCUUUCAUGUCGUGGUCUCAGACAAAGCCCAGUUUUAGACGGGACAUCAUGUUCCGGGCCGCAGAUCUCUUUAUCAGCAGAAAAGAGAAAUUGUUCGCCUACCAAGCCCAGGAGACGGGUGCGGGGCGGAAAUUUAUGGAGAUCAACAUCAACGCUACGGCGCAGAUCCUGAGGGAUAUCGGAGGAAGAAUCGAGGCGGCAGUUGAAGGUUCGGUUCCUGCGACGGCCGAGCAGGGGUCCCAUGCCAUUGUAGUCAAGGAACCGUACGGCGUUGUUCUCGCAAUUGCCCCGUGGAAUGCCCCAUACGUGCUCGGCGCACGAUCAAUUGCGUUUGCCCUCGCAACGGGAAAUACAACAGUUCUCAAGGGUUCUGAGCUGAGCCCGCGCGUUUUCUGGGCAAUCGGCGACAUCUUUCGACAGGCUGGGCUGCCGGACGGUUGUCUCAACGUCAUUUAUCACCGAACGGCGGAUGCCGCUGCGGUGACAGAAGCCUUGAUUGCGCAUCCCGCGAUUAAGAAGAUCAAUUUCACUGGUAGUACUCUUGUCGGAAGCAUCAUCGCCAGUUUGGCGGGGAAGCACGUCAAGCCGCUUUUGCUUGAGCUGGGUGGAAAAGCGAGUGCCAUCGUCCUCAAAGACGCCGACGUGAAAAAGGCCGCGACAAGUUGCGCUGUGGGCGCGUUUAUCCACGGCGGUCAGGUGUGCAUGUCGACGGAACGCAUUCUCGUGCACAGAUCGAUUAGUGACGAGUUCAGCGCUGCACUCAAAGAGGCAACGCAGGGGCUCUUCGGGUCCGAGAAGCCGCCGUUUGUGCUAGGUCUCGUCGCCGACGCGGUCGCCAAGGGCGCGACGACCCUCCUGGGCGACGCCGAGGCUGUGGAGGACCAGCCCACCAAGAUGAGACCCGUCAUCGUCUCCAACGUGUCCAAGGAAAUGAACAUCUACCACACCGAGUCCUUCGGGCCUACCGUGUCCCUCCUGACCUUUGACACCGAGGACGAGGCUCUCUCGAUCGCCAAUGACACCGACUACGGGCUCUCGGGGGCUGUAUUCUCCGAGGACUUAAAGGCCGCUAUGAGGGUCGCUAGGAAGUACGAAUCUGGGGCGGUCCACAUCAACUCCAUGACCGUGCACGACGAGGCGUCGCUGGUGCACGGCGGGGCUAAGAAGAGUGGCUACGGAAGGUUCAAUGCCGCGCAAGGACUGGCUGAGUUUCUGAGGUACAAGACCAUCACUUGGAGCGAGGUAUGUAGACACCGAGUAAAGCCCGAAGCCCAUUGUCAAUGCUGGCAGCAUCUCAUCUUGUGCAGGCGUCGCAACAAUUCCCACCCUGGAGCUUCUCGUCCGAAAGGAUCAAAGAACGGCUCUGCGCGAGCAUCACCUGCCACGACGACGGCCCGAGGACAGCAAGAUCGUCAUUCAGAAGGAGUCAACGACGCAAUUGAGGAGCGCGGUGAGUCUCCGACAAACAAUGAGGUAGAUGGAUCUCAGAGCAGCCAGGCUAAUUCGCUGGACAUCGCCAUGCCCUCGCAGCCCGACAUGUUCCCUGCCUAUCUUUCAGGGAGUCCCCUAGAAUUCAACGCUUCAUUUAUGGACCCCGACCUCAUCAACCCCAAUCUUUCCGCCAUGUUCGAUCUCGACGCGCUUCUGGCGGAUGCCCAAGGACUUUUUGGCGAAGUACCAAGCUGCAAUCCCCGGGAACUACCGAUACUAGCCCUGGAGCCACCGAUACCCAACAGGCCAACUACUCUCGGUCAGACAGACAAAUCUUCUACCCCGCGCAACCUCGUCCCCAACGACAAUAAAUGUGAGAAUGCUUGGGCCAACCUCACAAAAUAUCCGGUCCACAUACUCGCUUCGCUUCGCUUUCCUUCCAAAUAUGCCGUGAGGCGGUUUGUCAAGGCCUUUUUUAAGCAUAUUGCUCCUCAUAUACCCAUCAUACAUGAGCCGACCUUUGACAUCGCCACAACGCCAUCUCCCCUCCUGCUUGUUGUAAUGGCCUGCAGCGCCAUAUAUCUCGGUGAACACUCCAGGGCUACAUCGAUGCAUACCAUCUCCGUGCAACUUGUUUUCGAGCAUGAACGGGUGAUUGCAUUCAGCAAGGUCGACCCCGAGACUCUAACGUGGAUGCUGCAGACAUAUUUUCUCCUCGCUUAUUUUGAGAUUCACUGCGGUUCGGAAGGCAAGAGAGCACACGCGUUUCCUCACUGCGUCAAGCUUACACAAGAAGCACUCAACGAGCUACAGACGUGUCCGCCCACCACGUAUAAGGAUUGGGUGCGCUGGGAGAGUCUAAAUAGGUGUAUCUCAUCUACGAUACUCAUAGGUGGCACCGUCUGCUCAAAGGAACAGGAAGCAUGGAUUCCAACACCUAUGGUCGAAGCCAGAUUCGCCCUCCCGUCAAGCAACGCAGAGUGGCUAAAAGAAGAGUCCAGCUGGGGCACCCCGACCGAAGUAUUAUACAGUAACGAUGCGCUGGACAGCAUCAUCGCCGGCCAACCACCGUCCAUGCCAGUCAGCGAAUUCGGUCUCGUAACCAUCGUGUCUACCCUUCUCUACAGGAUAUGCUCAUCUGAGCUACUAACAGGCUCACGCGACGGGGAGCUCUACGCUAAAUUCGGCAAGAAGAUGGAGCAGUCAUUGCAGGUGCUAGAUGCAAUUCUCAAAGCUCGUACGAUCCAGGAUGAUGGCGGACUGGCCCCGAAUCCCACCGUUCACUGCGCCAGAUCAUUACUGAACUCAGCUUUCUACCAUCUUUACGGUAGCGUUCCGCUGUCUGUCAUGAAGAAGAUACUCUGGUCGCCUGCGAGUCUCGAUGAUCCUGAGAUCAUGCAUCUUUUAAACGAGGCAAUCUCACCUGAACUCUACCAGGCACUCUUCAAUGCAGCAGACCAGCUAAGAUUCGACUGCCGCGUGGGUCUAUCUUACAUUAAAAAAAUAGCGCCCAUAAUAUUCGGGCCCGAAAGUGUGGUCGGCACUUUAGAGGGCUGCCUGCUUCUUUGCUGGUACCUUCAAUUCGCGCAAUCUCGUGUUUCACAGGUCGAAUCACGCGAUAUUCUCAACGCAUUGAUAAAUGAGAGUUUUGCAGAAGUUACGGACCUGCAAUUGGAGGAUCACGGCCUACAAUCAGUCUUACCGCUUGCCGUAUUAGCAGAGCUUCUCUCGGAUGGCUCAAUGUGGAAGUGGCCUUCUUCUGUGUCGCAAAAGCUGAAAUCGUUAAUCAAGAAAUUGGAGGAUUCGGACACUACCAUACACGUUGCAACAGCCUACCCACCAUAGCGACAAACAUUGCUACAGUACUCCGUACAUCUAAUGUCAAUGUAACAUAAAAUAUCCUCAAUUAGUUGGCCGUCUUAGUUUAUUCGGACUCAUUCCGUAUUCGGGGGAGCAGUGGUGAUCAACGUAGCAUGGAAUCUUUUCGGGUCCAAAGUCGAGGAAGUAUUUUUGAGAUAUUAACAGCACGCACUCGAUAUCUUAUAUAUAUCAUCAUAUCUUUUCUCUCUCAUUGCCGUGCACAAAAUUCCUUCAUUAUCGACCUCAUCG
Messenger RNA from Fusarium redolens, 3717 nucleotides. Its product is annotated as Aldehyde/histidinol dehydrogenase. Bases 1 to 3453 code for a protein of 1150 amino acids. Gene Ontology annotation, biological process: DNA-templated transcription. NCBI's taxonomy places the organism in Eukaryota, Fungi, Ascomycota, Sordariomycetes, Hypocreales, Nectriaceae. The record is from RefSeq and is a predicted model, not a curated record. The transcript is spliced from 12 exons. Gene Ontology annotation, molecular function: DNA binding; zinc ion binding; succinate-semialdehyde dehydrogenase (NAD+) activity.